This is a messenger RNA of Thermochaetoides thermophila DSM 1495, 921 nucleotides long. RefSeq lists its product as uncharacterized. Bases 1 to 921 code for a protein of 306 amino acids. NCBI's taxonomy places the organism in Eukaryota, Fungi, Ascomycota, Sordariomycetes, Sordariales, Chaetomiaceae. The transcript has 2 exons. The record is from RefSeq and is a predicted model, not a curated record.
AUGGCGGCCAACAACCCCGUUAAGGGGGAUAAGGGGGAGGGCAAGGACCGCAAGGAUGGAGAACUCUACGGUCCCCUUUGGAAAGGCUCCCCCUACUGGACGCGCAUCCGCGCCCUCGAGAACAUCGAUCUUCUCGCUUACUUUGGUGCCAACCGUAUUCUUGCUCUCAUUGGGGGCCGCACCAUCCACGUAACUUUCCUUCUCUAUCGCCUACGCCACGUCCUCCCCACAGUCACUAUCCAAGAUCCCCAGGCUGAGCACACAGGCAUCGACUACCUCUGCGAACCUUUCUCCCUCUCCACAGACCACACCGAACUCAACCUGCGCGCACACUGGUCCAACCUCUGCAAGCACCUAGCCCAGCUGGAGCAAGAGUACGGCCGCCUGCUGGUGAAGCUUCUGACUGACCUGCGCAAGUUUGCAACACACUUCCAGCAUUUGCAGCAUGCAGGUGAUAAUAAUGGGAUGGACGAACCGAAUCAGACAUUUGCCUUUGUGCUGAUCAUUGAGGAGCUGUUGAGCGCGGGCUGGGAGGGGGCGAUUGCACGCGACACGCUGCAGGCGAUCCAGGUGGGCGUAGAGUGUACCAAGGAAGAGAUCGAUCAGAUGCUGGGUGUGAUGGAGGGCACGAGGGAGUACCUGCAGUCGGGAAUAAUUAUGGGGGUUAGGGUGAAUGAGGCAGAGGGGGUGGAUGUUAGCAAUUUGUGCGAGUUGCUGGAGAUGGAGCGGGUCGGGAUGGAUGAGGAGAUUAUUCAUCAGGGGAUUGUGAAGAUUAGGCAGCAGAUGCAGCCGUUCAAGGAGUUGCGUGAGGCAGCAGAGUGUGUGGAAAGGAGCUUGAAGGCAGCUUGGGAGUUUUGCGAGAGACAUGUGUGGUUCAAGGAUGGGGAUGCGGCGUGGUUGGUCAUUGGGUUCAAGCACUGA